AUGAACACAGCUCGGUGCUUGAGGCCAAUUGCCUCGCGAUUCCAACCCACAACGCUCCCUCGCGUCGUGGGGCGCUACUAUUCGAACGCUUCGUACGAGUAUAUCCAGGUUUCCCAGCCCAAGCCUGGCGUUGGUCAAGUUACGCUUAACCGCCCCAAGGCUUUAAACGCCCUGUGCACCCCUCUCAUCAAUGAGCUGAAUCAGGCUCUCGCCGAUUUCAACGCAUCGGACGAUACCUCGGUCAUCAUCCUCACCGGCUCCCAAAAGGCGUUCGCAGCGGGCGCAGACAUCAAGGAAAUGGCGCCGCUCACAUUUUCCGAGGCGUACACCAAAUCCUUUAUCGAGUCGUGGUCGCUGCUGACGACACAGCUGAAGAAGCCGCUCAUCGGCGCGGUGUCGGGCCACGCGCUGGGAGGCGGCUGCGAGCUCGCGAUGAUGUGCGACAUCCUUUACUGCACCGAGGGCGCCAACUUUGGCCAGCCCGAGGUGAAGCUGGGGACGAUUCCCGGGGCGGGAGGAAGCCAGCGCCUGACGAGGGCGGUGGGCAAGUCCAAGGCGAUGGAGCUGAUCCUCACGGGCAAGUCGUUUUCGGGCGCGCUCAUGGAGGAGACGAUGAAGACGGCGGAGACGAUUGCGAGCUACUCGCGCGUGGCUGUCCAGGCGUGCAAGGAGGUGGUCAACAAGAGCCAGGAUCUGGCGCUUCGGGAUGGUGUUGAGUUUGAGAGGCGCGUAUUCCACUCGCUCUUUGGGAGCCAGGAUCAAAAGGUGGGGAUGAAGGCAUUUGCUGAGAAGAAGAAGGCCGAGUGGACGCACUCGUAA
Molecule: messenger RNA, 819 nt
Organism: Parascedosporium putredinis
Lineage: Eukaryota; Fungi; Ascomycota; Sordariomycetes; Microascales; Microascaceae
Source: the annotation of a GenBank genome assembly